Laetiporus sulphureus 93-53 is the source of this 2270-nucleotide messenger RNA. RefSeq lists its product as uncharacterized. NCBI's taxonomy places the organism in Eukaryota, Fungi, Basidiomycota, Agaricomycetes, Polyporales, Laetiporaceae. The transcript has 5 exons. The coding region runs from base 235 to 1965 and encodes 576 amino acids. The record is from RefSeq and is a predicted model, not a curated record.
UCGUCGUCGGGGCAUAUCGCUGUCCUGAUGUCUGUCGCUUCUAGUGGCAUCCUUAUUGUCCAUUCCAGGGGUACUUAGCUCGAAGUGGACCGCCUUGGACCCACAUAGCGCUUUAUAUGCCGGCGAUCUUCUUGUGCUGCGGGCAUCCGCGCUGCGCGCCUAUCCUCAGUCCUUCGAGCAGUUCCGCCUUUGUCGUUCUCGGGUCUGCAGCUGUCCACGUAUAGAAAUCGUCCAAUGGCAGGCCAGCCCCUCGCAUCCCCCAUCGUGCUAACUCGGGCACCGUCUUCACCCUUCAGCGCUGCGGCCCGCGAGACGAGCCUUGUUCGGGGGCUCGGGCUCUUCCAGCUACCCAGUCGCUCCUUCUUGACUGCGACCACGUCCACUUCUGAGGAGAGAUCGCUAUGCGAAUCGCCGAAGCCAAUCGAAGACAUCCUCGAUCUGCAGCACGAUUCCUCAAGACUGUCCGCCGGUACGCGCGUUCGUUCCGGGUCCAUGGAGCUAUACAGCCGUCUUCUAGACCAAGCCGCCGCUGCACAUGCUAAAAGAAACACUCUCGUCACCGCGAGAAUGCUCACCACCAGGCGUUCCACCGUUCCAUCUGUCUUUGAUUCACAUUUCGCCGUGGCACCCCUGAAGGCCUCUCAAUUGCCUUGGCGUGAUUGGCGUCGAACACGCCCGCAUUCUCCGCAUGAUCAGCUGGAUUCUCCGGGUCGCGAUCGGUGUGCGGAGGGCGUCGGGGCAGGGGACGCCGCCGGUGACGCAUUGGGGCUCAUAUAUGAAACGAGAAGCCAGACCGGUGCGCCGUUCCCGCCCCCUCUUACUCUCUCAAGCCGGCUGCGCAAGCUCGCCCCUCCUCCACUCCCCCUCUCCCCUCUGUCUGUUCCUUCAUCUGCACUGAUGCGUCCGUCAACAACCACCGACGACAGCGCGUCAUCCGACCUCACGCGCUUCUCCUUCGCGGCGUCGCCUGCACGUGUCUUCUCCGCGUCGCGUUACGUUUCGGUCUCGCCGACCACGAUGACGAGCGUCGACUCGUCCGAGGGCCGCCCGGGCACGUCGCUUUCGUCCUAUGAGAUCCUCCAGUGGCGCAGAACGCCGCUAACGGCAUCGCCUGCGAUUCCGGUUGUCCUCCGCUCGACCAGGGGCGGGUCGCAGGACGCGCUCCAUUCUGCAGUCACGCGCGUGGAAGAGCCGCCCACGUACUCAGAGGUACUGGCGCUGGAUGAGUACGACGGCGCCGGCCCUCCGCCGAUGCCCCGUGCGCCGUUCGUGCCGCUCCCGCCUUCGCCUACCGAGUUCAUGUGGCCGGACGAAGACGAUGACAGUCAGUCUCCGCUGCAGGCGCAGACGAACCUCCGCGAGGCGCUUGCUGUGGGUGGCCUCAUCGAGCGCGCACAGGAGAGCCGCGAUGCGGUUCGCGCAGCUGCCAUGUCGCUCUGCUCGUGCAGCCUCCUGAAGGACCCACAGGCGAUCAGAAACCUGUGCGCAUCCCUUGAAUCGGUGUUGGAUGCGAUUCAGGAAGAGCUGGGGAAGACGCCUGAGGAACAGGGCGUCGGGGAGUCGCAGGACUUGCGGGCCUGGUUCGAUAAGCAUUGGCAGAUCGUGUCUUCUCUGAAGCGGAACCUGAACACGUUCUAUAUGUUUACGGAUCAGAUGCGCCGGCGUCCGCCGCGAAUUCAUCGGCUGGCGGACUACGUGGACAAGCUCAGAGCAUUCUGGACGAAGUUUUCGGAUAUCGUCCGGAGACUGGAGCUUUCGCGUGAGAAGCUGCAGCUUUUGAGGCUUCGAGUGCGAUACACGGCGGAACACCUUGCGGCAUGCUUUGAGAUGGAGGCGGAGCGCACGCGGCGUCUCGAGUUCCGCAAUGCGUGGCUCGAGGGCCGUGCACUGCGUAGAACGAUGCGCGAGGAGAUUCGCCGCUCGAAGCAGCUCGCGCAGCAGCUCAGAGCAACGGACGUCGACUGAUGCAUUCUCUCAAGUAUCUAUCUUCCAUGCAAAUUGCCCUUACUGAUCUGAACUCUCAUCUAUUUCUGGACUGCAUUUACUCUAUGUUAACGGCGGAUGGUACUGUUGUGGCUCCCCAUCAUGCGUUGAGAUGUAUCGAUAGGUGUUCCAAUGUCUGUACUACCAGCAUUUGUUAUGAUCGACCCGUGCCGUGUAUGUCCUCACAAACUCUGAUCACCAUCACAUAUUUAUUGUCAAGUUCGUCAUAUUGUACCAAUCAAAUAUGUUUCUACCCAUUCUCCUAUGUCCGAGAAUCAUCUACAAGC